Messenger RNA from Fusarium proliferatum ET1, 1311 nucleotides. RefSeq lists its product as uncharacterized. Bases 1 to 1311 code for a protein of 436 amino acids. The transcript has a single exon. The record is from RefSeq and is a predicted model, not a curated record. Lineage: Eukaryota; Fungi; Ascomycota; Sordariomycetes; Hypocreales; Nectriaceae.
AUGAUCAAGCCUGCCCUCGAUCAUAUGCACCCAGAGAUUCUGGCCGAGAUAUGUUGGCAUCUCUGCACCCACUACACAAAUAACCAUCUGAGUCACUAUCCCCAGCCAAACUCACUCGCAACCCCUGAUCCAGGAAAGCUAUGGGAGAAGCCAUCUGCUGAGAUCACCGCCGGCCUUCUGAGCCUCACUCGCACUUGUCGGGUCCUGAACAACGCUGCGACGCCAUACCUCUACCACAACAUCGACGCAAGAGGAUGGUCAGAGGAGAAGAUCACUGAAUUCCUCAAGGGUCGCCGCCAGCUGCAGGAGAGAUCCUUCAUCCGUCGCCUUACCUAUGAGCUCGACCCGUUUCCCUUGUACACUCUGCUAUGCAGAAUGCCUAAUCUCCAGCUACUCUCUUUGGUAGACCGUGGCUCCUUCGGUCAGACACUCGCAAGCAAAACACAGAAAAAGCUGCAUGAUCUGCGAUAUCUGCACCUCGAAAGCACAUCUCCCACGCACAAGCGUGAUCUAAGCACAUUGGAGAACUUGUUCAAAAUGGCACCCAACAUCAAGACAUUUGCCAUCAAAUCCGGUCACAUCGAGUGGAAAGGGAAUCCACACAACUCUCCCAAAGGGCCACUAGCAAACCUCACCUGCCUGAAGCUUCUCAACGUGAGUUUCGACCCGCAUGCUCUCGAAGAAGUGCUCAAAAAGUGCGACCCUCUUGAGUCAUUCAUAUACAUAAACCAGCGAGGAGUGUCUACAAGACCCUCGAACGUCGCAUUUGGACUCAAAAAGUCCUCUUCCACCUUGCGUUACCUAGAAUGCUGCUGGGACUCAAUACAUGAUGCGCCUUCGGUAUCCUUACUCCUCCGUUCGCUCAAGACUUUCGAAAGACUACAGACCUUAGUUCUCGGUGGGGAUUCCCUUUCUAUUGGAGUAUCCGGCCAUGAUAAUGCUACCAAUGCCUUUUAUAUAAAGGGUCUUGAUCCGACAAGUCUAAUCGAACUUCUGCCCGCUUCUAUCGUCGAGGUUCGGAUCGACUCAAAAGACCUCCACGAGGACAUGUACCAGCCUAUGGUAGUAUUGUGCCAGGCAAAGCAAGCUGGGUCAUUCCCAGAACUUCGGACGUUCUUGCAGAGCAACUUCGAUGCUUCUGAAGUUCCUUAUACUUUGGGGGACCUCAACCAACUAUCUGAGAGAUACGGGGUCUCGUUCAAACAAGAGGCGAGAUCUGUAUUCCCACUGCCUGUAGCUCGUCCCGCGAGGGUCAUUUGGGUGCCCGAUCGGCGUAGGCCCCUGAGGGCAAUGACUCAAACCUCCAUGUAG